GGCGGGGCAGAGCGGAGCCCGGACCCAGCGUUACGGACCCGCGCGCUAGCUCUCCGUGCUUAGCGCCAGCACCCCCCCGCCCCGCACAGCUGAGGACCGACUCUGGGGAAAUCGACGCCUGGGGGCUGCUCGCCAGGCUGGCUGACCCGGGCUCGCGGGUCCUCGGGGGCGCGCGCGCCUGGACGCCGCCGAGGAUGCUGCUGCUCCUGCAGCUGUGGCGUCUAGUGCCGGAGAGCGCGGCAGAGAGCCCCUGGGGGUUGCCCGUGGUGGCCGAUGGCCCAGCUUCCUUAGCGAAGAUGGUGAUGGCAGAACUAACCAACCUGAAGUUAGAAAACAAGCCAUGGCCUGGAGGGACACACUCUCUCCACUACCACUACCUGGCCCUAUCAGAGCCAGGCCCGGACCUUCCCCAGUUUCUGGCUGUAGGCUAUGUGGAUGACCAGCCCUUCAUCCAUUAUGACAGUCGUGUGGACAGGGCCAAGCCCCAGGCCCCAUGGAUGGCAACUGUUGACGCCCAGUACUGGGAGACAGAGACUCAGAAGCAGAGAGCCUGGGCAAAGGUGCAGCUGGUGGAGACGUGGACCGUGAUGGGCUACCACAACCAGAGCACUGGCAUGCACAGCACCCAGCGGAUGUUCGGCUGUGAGAUCCGGGAGGACGGCCACACCCACAGCUUCUGGCAGUUCGGCUUUGAUGGGCAGGACCACCUGUCACUGGACCUGGAGACUCUGAACUGGGUGUCAGCCAAACCUGCAGCCAUGCGGACCAAGAGCUGGUGGGAGACAGAGCGCUGCUACGCUGAGUACGACAAGGCCUACCUGGAAGGCCUCUGCCUCGUUUCCCUGCGCAGGUACCUGGAGCUGGGCGGCCAGAGCCUCACCCGGAAAGAGCCACCCACGGUGCAGGUGACAAGACACACAGACCCGGAUGGCUGCAUCACACUGAAAUGCUGGGCCUGGGGCUUCUACCCAUGGGACAUCUCAUUGAGCUGGUGGCUGGGUGAGGAGGAGCUGGUGCUAGAGACUGAGUAUGUGGAGACACGCCCCAGUGGAGAUGGCACCUACCAGACGUGGGCGGCUGUGCAGGUGCCAGCCAGGACAGAGGACCAGUACACUUGCCAUGUGCAGCACUCUGGCCUGAACCACACACUCACGGUGACCUGGGAAGCACCCCCUCGUCAGUGGAUAACCAGUGCUGUGGUUAUCCCCAUGUUGAUCUUUCUCUUGCUGACGGCUGGAGUGCUGAUCUUCAUCAAGCAGUACUCUCAAGCCAGGAAUCAGGAAUCUUGCAAAGGAGCCCCAGGUGGAGAGGACCCUCCAGUGAGCCCAGUGAGAGUGGAGGCUGCUCAGCUGCUCUGCUGACACACAUUCCACAGUCAGGUCAAGGAGGUGUUUGUGGGGUGUGUGGGGGCCUCCAGGGCGCUAGCUGGCUGGCCGCAGUGACCCCACUGUGAAGGGCCCACCCCACCCCAAAACGGAGCCCUCUGUGGCCCCGUCAGUCUCCCUCCAAGCAGUUUGUGCCACUAAGAUCACUUUCUUCAUCUUCUUGAAGUUCUUUUCCAAGUCUGUCUCCUGUCCGAGGAGGACAGGAGUAAUUCCUUGGAUGGGCUCUCACUGGACAGUUAGCAAGCAGAAUGCUUUCCUGUUUUUUUCAUUUUGUUUUUAAAAAUUUUGUUUUAAAGAUUUUAUUUAUUUGACAGAGAGACAUCAUAAGCAGGCAGAGAGGCAGGCAGGGAGACAGGGGGAAGCAGGCUCCCCGCCGAGCAGAGAGCCUGAUGCGGGGCUCGAUCCCAGGACCCCGAGAUCAUGACCGGAGCCCAAGGCAGAGGCUCAACCCACUGAGCCACCCAGGUGCCCCAGAAUGCUUUCCUGUUAAGUGUAAAUCCCGCUUGAGUCUCUCGGGCUGUCUCUGAGUUGGGCAAUGUGAUUCUCACCGCCACUUCCCCAGCAUGAAAACUGAGGCUCUGGGCAGUUAGGGAAGAAGCAGAACGCUGAUCCAGGAGUUAAGGGAGCAGCAUCCUGACCCUACCUGCAGGCAUCUGGAUGCAAUGGCCAAAUGCCUGCCUCUCUGUGAAGUGUGUUCUUGCGUGAAUGUGUAUUUUCUUUUGUAAAGAUGAUUAAAGUGUUGGGGUCUGUGAGGGUGUGUGGUUGUGGGGGCAUGAGUGGGAGGGGGUCCAUGAUGUACAUGCAGGUGUGUAGGGGGUGAGGGUGUAUGAGGAGGGGUGUGGUGUGAGGGUGUGUGUGUGGGGGGGUGUCUUUAUGUAGCUGAGGACAAGUGCAGAGGGACAGACAGCUGCCCAGGGGCCUGUUAGCCGAGGGCAGCUGGAGGAUCAGAAACAUUAUGGUCAGUAUUUUCCAUCCUGUCCUUUUGAAUGGUUUGAAGUUUUACAAUAAGGGACAGAGGAGCUCCACGUUGUCCCGUGGAAAUGCUUGUUGAGAUUCUUGUUAAGGGUGUGUCUAGGGAAGGUCCAGCUCCGCCUCCAAUGUUCAGUGGAGCAGAAACCCCGUCUCUCCUUUGUGAACAAGAAUCUCCUGGGGAGCACACAUUCUUGUUUACUCAGGAAGCAGUUCCGGUCUCUUCCACCUGAUGUGCAGGGGGAGGGGACUCGAGAGCCACAGCACCAGGACCACUGCACUGUCAUAAAGGACACAAGGUUGGGCCCCCUCCACCUCUCUGGAGGACCCCAAGGUAUGACAGACCCUCUUCUGGGACUUCUGAAACCUUCAUGUCUGCUGCCCUGGGAGGCCUCAGGCCCAAGGAUAUUGAAGAUCUGUGAUACUUAGAAAAGAUCCAUCUGCCCUGGUGGCCUGAAGGGCCUUAGCAGGGAGCUCUGAACCAUCCGAAUGUACAGAAAUUGUUGUCUUACAUGUCUGUCUGCCUGUCUCCGUGAUGCCAUCCAUGCGUACAAAGCAGGGUUCUGAGCACUUCACAGGUGCUAAGCUGUUCAAUCCUCAUGGCACGCCUGUGAGGGAGAAUUAAUAAAUCCAUGCUACAGGAGAGGAAAGGGAAGCUCAGGGUCCUAUGGCUGAAAUGGGCGUGUUUAAGUCCAGCUCUGCAAUCCCUUAUCUGCAGUUCUGAAAUCCAAAACCCAAAGAAGUUUCUUCCUCAGCAUCCAGACCCAACGUGCAGUGAAAUGAGGCAAUCUGUGGGCCAGUGUGGCCUUUUCACAGUUUUCCACCGAUGUACUGAUGUCUGAUUACUGUGUGUCGUGCCAGACAACCUCUGGAGAUGUUAUGUGAGGCUCAGCAUCUGUGCCUUGGCACUUUCUAAAACCCAAGGAAUUCUGAAUUCUUAAAUAUAUCUGGCCCGAGGGGUUUCAGAUAAGGGCUUGUGGACCUGUAUUAAUAAGGUUUUGUGGUAAUAAAGGUUUUAUUUUUA
Lutra lutra (Eurasian river otter) is the source of this 3378-nucleotide messenger RNA. Its product is annotated as H-2 class I histocompatibility antigen, Q10 alpha chain-like. The coding region runs from base 195 to 1361 and encodes 388 amino acids. The transcript has 8 exons. Gene Ontology annotation, cellular component: external side of plasma membrane. Gene Ontology annotation, biological process: immune response. NCBI's taxonomy places the organism in Eukaryota, Metazoa, Chordata, Mammalia, Carnivora, Mustelidae. The record is from RefSeq and is a predicted model, not a curated record.